UCUUGUAGUAAAGUAACAAUCUUUCAGUAAUCUUGAAAAAAUAAAUUUAAGGUUUUCUUAUUUUCAGCAGUUCAAAUAUCUCUUAGAAGAACGUUUUUGUCACUAUUCUUUUCUUUUUGAAAAUAAUGGAUAGCCAGAAGCUAAAUAUUCAAAAGGUUUUGGAAAUUCCCUUCCAACUGCCAUCUUUAUUCUUUCAGCCUGUAGGCUCCAAGCACAUAACAAACAACAACUUGCAUGCUGGAAAGCAGCAAUGGGUCCAAGUUCAGCAGAUGUUUGAAGAUAACACCAAUGAGUGUAUGCUGCUAAGGGCAGAGCUGAAACAGAAGAGUGCUCUCCCUCAGCUGAGCUGGUCUGCCUCCUCUAUAUCACCUGACUGCAAACUGAAGCCAGCCCAUAUGACCCCUGUUCAGGCUAUGAAACAUUACAAGCCUAAGAUGACACAAUUUGAACAUCGUGAAAUUUUCAGUUACAGCAAGAUCUUCUUUGUAGGUCAAAAUGCCAAGAAACGACCAGGUGUUUUUGGAGCUUCAAACAACUGUGGCUAUGAUGAUGACCAGGGCUCCUAUAUCUUUGUGCCACAUGAUCAUCUUGCUUAUCGCUAUGAGGUACUCAAAGUCAUUGGCACAGGCACCUUUGGCCAAGUUGUACGGGUAUAUGACCACAAAACACACCAGCAGGUGGCAAUCAAAAUGGUGCGGAACAAGAAACGAUUUCAUCGACUGGUAGCUGAAGAAAUACGGAUCCUGCAGCACCUUCGCAAGCAGGACAAGGAUAACAAAAUGAAUGUCAUACACAUGUUGGAACAUUUCACAUUCCGCAACCAUGUGUGUAUAACUUUCGAGUUGCUAAGCAUGAACCUCUAUGAGUUCAUCAAAAACAACAAAUUCCAGGGGUCCAGCCUACUACAAGUGCGCAAGUUUGCACAUUCAAUUUUGCAGUGUCUCGUGUCAUUACACAAGAACCAGAUCAUCCAUUGUGACCUCAAACCUGAAAACAUCAUGAUCAAGCAGCAAGGUCGUGCCGGAAUUAAAGUGAUAGAUUUUGGUACUAGUUGCUAUGAGCACCAGCAGAUUUACACUUACAUUCAGUCCCGCUUCUACCGUGCUCCAGAAGUCAUCCUGGGAUCACGCUAUGGUAUGCCCAUCGAUAUGUGGAGUUUUGGGUGCAUUUUAGUGGAAUUACUCACUGGGUACCCUCUGUUCCCUGGAGAAGAUGAAGAGGACCAACUCGCAUGUAUUAUUGAGCUGCUGGGUAUGCCACCUCAGAAGCUUCUGGAUGUAUCCAAAAGAGUCCAACAUUUUAUAAGCCCCACAGGUUAUCCCUGGUAUUGUAAAGCUACCAGUCUACCGGAUGGCUCAGUAAUUCUGAAUGCAGGACGGUCAAGUGGAGGAAAAGUCCGCGGGCCCCCGGGAAGCAAGAAGUGGACAGCAGCUCUCAAAGGGUGUGAUGAUCCCCUGUUCUUAGAGUUUCUGAAGCAGUGUCUGGAGUGGGACCCGUCACUGCGCAUGACUGCCCUGCAGGCCCUGCACCACCCCUGGCUGAACUGUUGUAUCAAGACUUUCUAGAGACAAUGACCCUAUGGCUGACAUUGUUGCUCAUUGAUUAUGGCCUCUAAACUGAGGACUAAUCUGGAAGAGGUACACACACCGUCUACAACCGUUUGUCCCAAGCAGGGUCACAGCAAACUGGAGCCUAACCCUGUGGCAACAUAC
Scleropages formosus (Asian bonytongue) is the source of this 1712-nucleotide messenger RNA. RefSeq names its product dual specificity tyrosine-phosphorylation-regulated kinase 2-like. Gene Ontology annotation, biological process: peptidyl-threonine phosphorylation; peptidyl-serine phosphorylation. The transcript has 2 exons. Lineage: Eukaryota; Metazoa; Chordata; Actinopteri; Osteoglossiformes; Osteoglossidae. The record is from RefSeq and is a predicted model, not a curated record. Gene Ontology annotation, molecular function: ATP binding; protein serine/threonine kinase activity; protein serine/threonine/tyrosine kinase activity. Gene Ontology annotation, cellular component: cytoplasm; nucleus; cytoskeleton. Bases 126 to 1565 code for a protein of 479 amino acids.